UCACCAUCGCUUCCUCAACAGACCAUCCCCUGGCUUUACUCGUCGGCAUCGUCGCCAUCCUCCUGCAUUGGAGGCUGUUUAGACGCUAUCCAUAUCCUUUGCGAUGAAGACGUGCUGACCCCAGUCGCUCCGCUAUUCCGAUGUAUUCAGCUUAUCGUGGCCUUCUGGCCCCCUUGCUCUCCAUCUACAUCACCGUCCUCUUCCUAAUAGCUCCAGGCAACGCAUACCAGGCCAUCUCGGAUCAGACAUUAGAAUCUCUUCCCCGCCCGAACGAUGAUUUCGAUAUUCAUACCGGCGCCAUCUUGUCCCCGAUCCUGAGGCCUCGUGUGUCUGGGACCUCCGGAUCGACAGCCGUGCUGAACCACUUCGUCGACUUCUUCCGGAACUCGCUCCCUGACUGGAAAAUUGACUUUCAAAACUCGACAUCGAAGACACCCGUGUCGAAUGGGAAAGAUGUGCCGUUUGUGAACUUGAUCGCAUCCCGUGACCCCCCGUGGGCGGCCCCCGGCGACGUUGGGCGACUGACUUUGGUCGCCCAUUACGACAGUAAAUACGAACCGGAAGGAUUCAUCGGGGCUAUUGACAGUGCAGCGCCUUGUGCGAUGAUUAUGCAUGCUAUGAGGAGCAUCGAUGCAGCUCUGACAAAGAAGUGGGAGGCCAUGCAGGCACAAGGCGAGACAAAUCCGUUGGAUGAGCAGACGGGCAUUCAGGUGCUUUUCUUGGACGGUGAGGAGGCCUUCAAGUAUUGGACCGACACCGAUUCCCUCUACGGUGCUCGCUCGCUCGCCGAACAAUGGGAUUCAGAUGUCCACCCAGCCAUGUCCAUCUAUAAGACUCCGCUCGCCUCGAUAUCCCUCUUUGUUCUCCUGGAUCUGCUAGGUUCGAAAGAUCCAACCAUCCAGUCAUUCUUCCCUACCACACACUGGGCCUACAAAAAAUUAGCUGCACUUGAGCGCCGUCUGCGACGGCUCAACCAGUUCAAAUCCGCCGGCAACGAUCCCGAUCGGCAGCGGCUCUGGUUCACGCAUGCCUCCAAAAGCGAGCACGAGAUUCCUUACUAUUCCGGUAUCCAGGAUGACCACAUCCCCUUCAUGAAACGCGGAGUAGAGAUCCUCCAUGUAAUCGAUGCGGGUCCCCAUGGGUUCCCGCCAGUCUGGCAUCGCAUUGAGGACGAUGGCGAGCAUUUGGACCUGGCGACAGUAGAGGACUGGAGCUUGUUAGUCACCGCAUUUGCGGCAGAGUGGAUGGAGCUGGAGGGCUUCAUGCCGGGAUCUGAGCAGGAAUCUCGAGAAGAUGCCCAUGGAAAGAACAAGCGCACUGGCUACGAUGUCAAGACUGAACUGUAAGCAUUGUCUGAAUAUAUUUACAUUUUCUACUGGCCAUUGCGACCUCGAUUCUCUAUGUACAUCUUUUGCGCCGAAUAUUUAUGAGCUGUGCUAAUGCCUGAUUGC
Messenger RNA from Aspergillus vadensis CBS 113365, 1451 nucleotides. Its product is annotated as glutaminyl-peptide cyclotransferase family protein. The record is from RefSeq and is a predicted model, not a curated record. NCBI's taxonomy places the organism in Eukaryota, Fungi, Ascomycota, Eurotiomycetes, Eurotiales, Aspergillaceae. The transcript has a single exon. Bases 141 to 1346 code for a protein of 401 amino acids. Gene Ontology annotation, molecular function: glutaminyl-peptide cyclotransferase activity; zinc ion binding.